AUGGCUGGCGGAAGUGAUCUGCGGGUCGUGCGGAGGGCCCCCCCAGUGAGGGAGCGGCACACUCAGGGUUACGCCCUGGCCCUGUUGGGGGGGGCGCUGACAUGGAAUCCCGGAUGCCCUCUCCAGCCAGCCCUGCUCCCAGAGGCAGCUGGCAGUGAGGAGGGGGGAGUAAACCAAGCCUGCUACCCAUGGGUGAACCAGCGCGCGGACCCCGCCCCGGCCCGCGGGCCCCCGCCGCGCCGCCCGCGCGGGGGGCUCCUACCUCCUUCCCGGGGCAGCGGCGAGGGGGCCCGGCCCCGGCGGCGGCGGUGGCGGCGGCUGCGGCUGGGCUGGCUCCCUCCGAGGGGCCGGGAGGCGGCAGUGAGCCUGGCCCCGCGCCACCCCCCGCCGCCGGCGGCCAAUCCCCACCCGGGCUGGGGGGAGGGCGAUGCAAAUUACCCCGGAUCUGGGUCCGCCCGCCCGCCUCCCCCACGCCCGAGCCCGGCCUGCACUAGGCCGCGCAUCCCCGGGCUCGCUUGCGCCGCGCGGCCGCUCGGGCCGCCGCCCUCCCCGGGGAGCGCCGGGUGGGUGACCCCCCCCGGGGCGGGGGGCCGAGGGGAGGGGGGCUGGGGACGGUUACACAACCAGGCUGGGAGGGGCCCCGGGGCGGGGAGGGGGCCGGCCCGCGGGCCGCGCAGCCGGAAGCCGGGUACCGCCACCGGCCCCCGGCGAGGGGAGCCCGGCUUCAGGCCCCGCCCCCAGGCCGCCUCGGCCCGCCCCCGCGCCGCGCCGCGCGAUCGGCCCGCGCCCAUUGGUUCGCCGGCCCGCCGCUCACCGCCCCUCCUCCGCACCGCCCCUACCCGCGGACCGCGGCGGGCCGCCGGCGCGAGGCACCCUGGGACGUGUAGUCCGAGCCGCCUGCCACCUGCCAGCCGCAAGCGGCGUGGGGACUACGACGUCCAGAAGUCCCCGCGGCCGCUCCCGCCCACCGGGACACUCCACCCCUUCCCCCUCCUUUGCAAAGCCCCCCUCCCUGUUUUUUCAGCCCCCUCCCCCCCAUCCCCCAUGGAGCUCAACCCUGGCCAACUCCAACGUAUGCACGCAGCACCGAAUAGGCCCCCGGGGGGGCGAGAGCACCCCCAGUACCUAGCUGCAAACUUAGCACGCGACGCGCCCCCCUAUCUCCCCACGCCGGUUUCCCCCACCCUCAAUGCGGCCCCGCUUCCCCUCCCCCGCUCUCCGCGCGCCUGGGAUCCCCGAAAAGCCAUGCACUCGCGGGGGGGGGGCCCGCUGGGGCACAAGUCCAUGCACUUGGCCCCCAAUUCCCCUUCCCGGGCGGCGACCCCUCCCCGCGCUCGGGAUCCAGGGUGCCUUCAGCCUCGGGGCAGCUGCCAACCACCCCCUCCUCUGAAACUUGCGGAGCGUCCCCGGCUCCGCGAUCUCCCGUUCCCGGGAGGGCAGAGGUGGGCGCAGCGCCCCCGGCCCGUCCCCGCCCUGCACCCCGUGCGGGGGGUCGCGCCGGGCGCUGACUUACCUCGCGCGGCCGGGCCGGGGCCGGGCCGGGCCGGGGCGCGAGGGGCCGGGGCCCGGAGUUGGGACUGGGCUCCUCGGCCGCUCGCCUCCGGGGUCCGCGUCUCUCGCUCUCCGCCUCUCGCGCUCUCCCCUCGUCGCUCCCUCGCUCCGGCGGCGGCGGCGGCGUCACUGCCCCUACAGGUGAAGCCGCCUCCUGCCCGGGCUGCUCCCAGGUCCUCGGGCUUCACCGGCACGCGCUCCGGGCCAGAGCUAACAUUUAACCAGCAGCCCAGGGUGGUCAAACCAGGGCCUGUGCAGGCUGCCCUGCUGGGGACGCCCUCUGCCCGGGACCCUCGGCGGCCCUCCGAGCCCGGGCCUAUGCGAGUUCCGCUGCUGGGGCCAGGAGCCCCCAGUGUGACCACCACAGAUGUCCCGGACAUGGCCCUGCGUCCCCAGCCUAGACGUGGCUGCCGGGGCAUCAGGCUGGGGCUGGCACGGCGUGCCACGACCUUGCCAGGUCUGCAGGCCUGUGCCCUGCGGAAAGGGGGCGCGGGCCCACACAGGGCGGGGUCACCUUCUACCCCGACCCCCAGGUCAGGAGACACCAAAACCACCAGCUCCUACAGGACUUCCAAGGAGCCUUGCCCCCUCGCCGAGGAGCCCCCGCCAUCAGGUCCGCCGGCGGAGAGCCCGGCGUGUGCGGGAGAUGGCAGUGGGGAGGAAGCCCGGGAGGCGCUGGUCUAG
Messenger RNA from Mustela lutreola (European mink), 2235 nucleotides. RefSeq names its product basic proline-rich protein-like. NCBI's taxonomy places the organism in Eukaryota, Metazoa, Chordata, Mammalia, Carnivora, Mustelidae. The record is from RefSeq and is a predicted model, not a curated record. The transcript is spliced from 8 exons. The coding region runs from base 1 to 2235 and encodes 744 amino acids.